GCUUUUCUUAUCUUUGGUUGACCCAUGAUUGGUUUGAAAAUGUCAAAAGUCUCAUAAAAAGUGGUACUCCAACACGCUUUUUUCUUUUCUUGCAUACAUUGCCCGCUUCUGCUGUUACUGUAUAUAACCCAGUAGAGUAGAGCAAGCAAUUCCAUAACUCUAUCUUCAGCAAGAGCCUCCAAAAAAACUGCUUCUAUAUAUCGUAUCACUGACCUUGGUCUCUACCUACCCAAUCUUCUUCCUUAUAUGCACACUCACAAGCUUGAAGAGAUUAGUGAAGGCUGAAAAAUGGACGAUGAAGUUCCUCAGAAUAAGUUGGAGGAAACCUCAACUUGGGCUGUUGCUAUUGUGUGCUUUGUGAUGCUUACAAUUUCAAUCAUCAUAGAACAUAGCAUUGAAUCUCUUGGAAAGUGGUUAAAAAAGAAACACAAAAAGGCUCUUCAUGAAGCGCUGGAAAAGGUUAAAGGAGAGCUUAUGCUGCUGGGAUUCAUAUCAUUGCUCCUAACGAUGUUUCAAGAUCACAUUGCUAAUAUCUGCAUCUCAAAACAAGUUGCAUCCACUUGGCAUCCUUGUUAUCCUGGUCAUAAGGGCAAAGAUCCAGAAGGAUAUUUUGAUAAAUGCGCAAAAAAGGGUAAAGACAAAGUUGCUUUUGUGUCUAAAUAUGGGAUUCACCAGCUCCAUAUAUUCAUCUUUGUGCUUGCUAUUUUUCAUAUCCUACAGUGCAUCAUAACACUAACUUUGGGUAGAAAGAAGAUGUCAAUUUGGAAGGCGUGGGAAAAAGAAACAAGGACUCUUGAACACCAGUUCCACAAUGAUCCCCACAGGUUCAGGUUUGCUAGGGAAACAACGUUUGGACGAAGGCACUUGACCGCAUGGAGUCGAUCACCAAUUUCCUUGUGGAUAGUUAGCUUCUUUAGACAAUUUUAUGGAUCAGUUAAUAAAGCUGACUAUUUGGCAUUGCGUCAUGGAUUCAUUAUGGCACAUCUGGCUCCUUCAAGUGAAGCAAACUUUGAUUUCCAGAAGUACAUAAAGAGAUCACUUGAAGAGGAUUUUUCAGUUGUAGUGGGAAUAAGUCCAACCAUAUGGUUCUUUGCAGUGCUAAUUUUGCUCACAAAUACUCAUGGGUGGUAUACUUAUUUUUGGCUUCCAUUUAUCCCAAUAACUAUAAUCUUGCUGGUGGGCACAAAGCUACAAAUGAUCAUAACAAAUAUGGCACUAAGGAUUCAAGAUAGAGGAGAAGUGGUCAAGGGUGCACCUGUUGUUGAGCCAGGAGAUAAAUUGUUCUGGUUCAAUCGCCCUCAACUUGUCCUCUCUUUGAUUCAUCUUGUUCUUUUUCAGAAUGCAUUUCAGCUAGCUUUUUUCGCUUGGAGCACAUAUGACAAUGACUUCAAAAUAAACAGUUGCUUCCACCGAACUACGGCAGAUAUCGUCAUUAGACUUACAAUGGGGGUUGUCACCCAAGUUCUAUGCAGCUAUGUGACUUUGCCACUUUAUGCUCUAGUCACACAGAUGGGUUCAACCAUGAAACCAACCAUUUUCAAUGACAAUGUAGCAGCAGCACUAAAGAACUGGCACCACACUGCUAAAAAGCAUAUUAGACACCACAAGGAUUCUAAUUCUAACACACCAUUCUCAAGUAGGCCAGCAACCCCAACACAUGGUAUGUCACCAGUUCACUUGCUUCACAAGCACGCUGGCCAUAGUGAUAGUCCAAUAGCUUCUCCGGGGGAAUCAUACAAUUAUGAAAAUGAACAUUGGGAUGUUGAAGGAUCACCUUUCUCUAGUAACCAUGCAAGAGAUCAUGAAGAGUCUAUUCAGAUGCAACCUAUAACAACAGAAUUGCCUCCUAGGGGACUCCCUCCUAUUCGAGCUCAACAUGAAAUCAACAUGGGUUUAUCUGAAUUUUCAUUUGGGAAGGCACACACUAGUAGAAAUUAGAUGAUAUUGAAUGUUUCCAAACUCUCAUAGUUUAUAGCUUCAAUACGUAUACAUUACAUCAAUGUUGUAAAUUAAACAGAAGCAAUUUUGUUCUCUGGUAUAACUUGAGGAUGAAGUUCCAGUGUGUCAAUUUGAAACAUAAAUAUAAUCAGUAAUUUUUCCC
Abrus precatorius (Indian licorice) is the source of this 2101-nucleotide messenger RNA. Its product is annotated as MLO-like protein 2. The record is from RefSeq and is a predicted model, not a curated record. The coding region runs from base 289 to 1938 and encodes 549 amino acids. NCBI's taxonomy places the organism in Eukaryota, Viridiplantae, Streptophyta, Magnoliopsida, Fabales, Fabaceae. Gene Ontology annotation, biological process: defense response. Gene Ontology annotation, cellular component: membrane. The transcript is spliced from 15 exons.